Molecule: messenger RNA, 633 nt
Organism: Thelazia callipaeda (thelaziosis nematode)
Lineage: Eukaryota; Metazoa; Nematoda; Chromadorea; Rhabditida; Thelaziidae
Source: the annotation of a GenBank genome assembly
CGGUAUGAAUGGUCAGAUGAUUCUUCCUUUGACUACCUGGUAGAACGGAUGCAAAAUGGUAACGCAGAAGAUGAAUUAGGUGCUUGUGUUGCCAUCAACUUCAACUUCAGGUUAUUUUUGCAUUUUCAGAUGAAUUUAGCUCUUUUAAAUUCUAAGAAUAUAGUUCUGAAUGCAGUUUGUAUAAAAUUAAAAAAAAACUUUAUUAUGAUGGUGUUACCAUAUCAUUUAGGAAUUGUGAUUGUUGCAGAAUAUUCAUGGAUUCACCAAAGAUGUAACAGUCAACAUUUGGCUAUCUGUAGUAAGAUGGGUUUUGAUUAUCGAAUUGAAUAUAAGAAAUCAGCCAAAAGUGAAAGGUAUUUGGCAAAGUUUGGCGAUUGGAAAUGCAGUAAUGGAUAUAAAUUAUUCCGAUUUGUUUUAUCAAUGCUGCAAGGAUUGAACAGUGAUGCAUGGAUCGGGAUGGAUUUAAGCAAUGGACAUUUAAGAUGGCUUGAUGAUGAACCUAUUAAAUUUACCAAAUUUCGUUCCGAUAGAAAAAUAAUUCCAGUUGCAAAUGAUCAUUACAUACUUCAGGUUAGUGACAUUACUGUUCCAAAGUCAACAAAGCUUAGCAAACAGUGUUUAUUAAAUGACUAA